This is a messenger RNA of Glossina fuscipes, 852 nucleotides long. RefSeq lists its product as uncharacterized. Gene Ontology annotation, biological process: regulation of tube size, open tracheal system; septate junction assembly. The coding region runs from base 71 to 841 and encodes 256 amino acids. The record is from RefSeq and is a predicted model, not a curated record. Gene Ontology annotation, cellular component: septate junction; membrane. Lineage: Eukaryota; Metazoa; Arthropoda; Insecta; Diptera; Glossinidae. The transcript is spliced from 4 exons.
AAAUUACUAAAGCAAUUAAAUAUAUAAAUAAACUCUGUAUAUAUAUUAAAAAACAAAAAAAACCAAAAACAUGCAUAAUUUCCGUAAGCAACACUCAACAGAUACCACAGAUACUGGCGUGGAAAAGAAUGACUAUCCAAGAGCCACAAAUGGUGUUGUAUUUGGCGCCAUUAUAACAUUUUUGGCAUAUUUUUUCUUAAUGAUGGCAUUUUGUUCGCCCUAUUGGAUUGAAUCGUAUGAGGAAACUCGUAGCAGUUUCAAGAAUAUGGGCUUGUGGCAAUAUUGUUUCAAGGAUUUUAUUUAUCCGAAUUAUCAAUUUCAGCGUAAAUUUACCGGAUGCCAUGAUAUCUUCAGUCAUGAAUAUUAUGUCAUACGUGAAUGGUUGUUGCCCGGUUGGUUAAUGACUGUCCAAGCUUUUGUUACUUUGGCUUUUAUUAUUAUUUUUAUUGUUUUGGUUAUAUUAGCUUUAACCAUAAUACGUUUGCCAUUAAAAGGUGUUUUACAAUACGAAUGGUUAUUGGUACGCAUUUCUUUUCUCUGUACGGCGUUAUCAUCUCUCUUUAUGUUUCUGGCUGUUGCCAUAUUCGGCGGUUGUGCCUAUCGUCGCGAUUGGUUAAUGUAUCCAAAAUUUAAUGUUCUAGGCUGGUCAUAUGCCUUGGCAGUUGUAACAUUUAUGCUGUUAGCUUUGGCUGCAAUAAUAUUUCGUCGCGAAUCGAAAGAAGCCUACGAAAUGCGUGGCGAACAAAAGAAUUUAGUUAUGCAAAUGGAAAUGCAAGAGCCCGGCUAUCAUCCUUCACGUCAUCAUCAUCAUAGUCAAUCACGCAGUCUUGGUUAUAUAUAAAAGAAAGAAAU